Molecule: messenger RNA, 2418 nt
Organism: Ophidiomyces ophidiicola
Lineage: Eukaryota; Fungi; Ascomycota; Eurotiomycetes; Onygenales; Onygenaceae
Gene: ELP2
Product: Elongator subunit elp2
Exons: 2
Coding region: 1-2418 (805 amino acids)
Biological process (GO): regulation of DNA-templated transcription; tRNA wobble uridine modification
Cellular component (GO): elongator holoenzyme complex
Molecular function (GO): sequence-specific DNA binding; DNA-binding transcription factor activity; protein binding
Source: RefSeq, a predicted model, not a curated record
AUGGUGUCUUUUAAUACCCAGUAUAUCAGCGUCGGGGGCAAUAGGCACCCCGCCGCAGCUGAUUGGGACCAGCUGUCAGGCCUUGUCGCGUAUGGAGCCCAUGAUAAUGUCGCGCUUUGGGAUCCUGCUGAUCCAUAUCAUCGUGGAGUGCAUGCGCUUCUAGUAGGCCAUACCGACAAAGUGAAUGCCAUCCGCUUUUGUACGCCAUUGAACGGCGACUCCAAAACGCCAUUGCUCAUUUCGGGCUCAACUGAUCGAAAUAUAAAGAUAUGGAGGCCCGAUACCAAUUUCCGCACCUUUACACUAGCUACCACACUCCAGGGCCACGAAAACUCUAUAAAUUGCAUUGCUUGCGCGAGAGGGUCUGAUAUUUUUGUGUCCGGUGCUGCGGAUGGGACAAUAAAGACCUGGGCUAUUGAUACAAAGGGUUUAGAGACGGUCUCAGCUAGUCUACUGGAUACUAUCACCCUCAAACCCCAUUACUUCCCUCUUGCAUUGGCAUUAAGGAAGCUAGAUGGGGGACAGCUUGUGCUUGCUGUAGGUGGAACAAGAAGCAUUGUACAGAUCUUUGUCGCACAGAAUUCAUCAAAGUUUGAACUGAAAGCUACAUUGACUGGACAUGAGGGUUGGAUAAGGGCUCUUGCUUUUACUGAUGUUAACCUUCCUGGAAGCGAAGAUUUUCUCCUUGCCUCUGCUAGCCAGGACAAGUACAUUCGUCUAUGGAGAGUCCAUCCAGGUAACACAGCUAGCUCAGUAUCUACAAGUGCUGAAGGCCCGAUACUAGGAGCUGUGGACCAUACUUUAUCGAAUAAGGCACACUCUUUUGAAGUCGCUGGAACGAAGUACUCCAUCACCUUUGAAGCCUUACUCUUUGGCCAUGAAGAUUGGAUAUAUUCAAUCGCAUGGAAUCCGAAUUCCCAAAGGCCUCAGUUAAUGUCCUCAUCAGCUGACAAUUCUUUGGUAAUAUGGGAGUGUGACGCUGUGUCAGGUGUUUGGUUUUCAGGCUCAAGAAUGGGAGAAAUCAGCGUCCAGAAAGGAUCUACCACGGCAACCGGCAGCGCUGGGGGUUUUUGGAUUGGGCUUUGGUCCCCGGAUGGGAAUAGGGUCAUAUGCCUGGGACGUACUGGAAGUUGGAGAUCCUGGGAGUAUAAAAGCGACGCGGACGCAUGGGCUCAGGUUUUGGGUAUUACAGGGCAUGUGAAAUCAGUUAACGAUGUUGUCUGGGAACCAAGUGGAGGGUACUUGUUGUCAACAAGUGGCGAUCAGACAACAAGACUGCAUGCACCUUGGCAACAUAACAGCCAUAGCUCCUGGCAUGAAUUCUCGAGACCUCAAAUUCAUGGAUAUGAUCUAAAUUGUCUAGCAUCUCUUGGGCCUCGGAGGUUUGUGUCUGGCGCAGAUGAAAAGCUCCUGAGAGUUUUUAGCGAGACAAAGUCAAUAGCACUGCUGCUGGAACAGCUGUCUGGCUUCAAGCAAGCAUCGCAAGAUGAAAUGGCCGAAGCCGCAAAUAUACCAGUUCUAGGGCUCUCAAACAAGGCUGUGGAUGAAUCAGAUAUGAACAGUGAGAAUGAAAAUGAAACAAACGGAAUGGAGGGCGAGGCGCCUCGACCAGUUAUCCAGCUCGAUCUCCAUCGGCCUCCUCUGGAAGAUCACUUAGCCAGGCAUACACUCUGGCCCGAACACGAGAAGCUCUACGGCCAUGGUUACGAAAUCUCAGCUGUUGCCGCAAGCAACGACCGGCUCCUUAUAGCAACUGCAUGCAAAGCUAGCUCAAUAGACCACGCCGUGAUUCGCUUAUACAACGCUGAAACAUGGCGUGAAAUUCGCCCACCACUUACCGCUCACUCAUUAACAAUUACUUCUCUUCAAUUUUCUAGCGACGAUCAAUUCCUUCUAAGCGUUGGGCGUGAUCGUCAAUGGGCGAUAUUUAAACGGGAUGUGUCCGAUAAAAUGGCGUACAAACUCUGGACUUCGAACCUCAAGGCGCAUUCACGGAUGAUACUUAGUGCAAAUUGGGCGCCGCAUCCAACAGGGGUUUUUGCAACUGCCGGGAGAGAUAGAUCAGUGAAAAUAUGGGCUCGCGAAGAAACCACUUUCGUUUGCAAGUGCACUAUUGCCAUUCCUCAUCCCGUCACGGCAAUCGAUUUCCUACCGAAAAUUGUGGAGGGUCGGUUAUGUCUGGCUAUUGGAGAUGAUACUGGGAGAGUAAUGCUGCAUGAAAUUUCCUCCGAUAGUUUCACACCUGGAAAGAGCGCAGAAAUACCAAAGUCUGAGAGCCCGUCGAGGGCAAUCACACGACUAUCAUGGCGGCCGAUUUCUAUAGCGAAUGAAGACUCCAAAACAGACUUAUACCAGAUAGCUGUUGCUAGCGAAGAUUCUUCCGUCCGUGUAUAUGAUGUUUGGGGUUUUCCACGAUAG